This is a messenger RNA of Cinara cedri, 1997 nucleotides long. The record is from the annotation of a GenBank genome assembly. NCBI's taxonomy places the organism in Eukaryota, Metazoa, Arthropoda, Insecta, Hemiptera, Aphididae.
AUGGAAAAUACAAUUUUUCCUAAAGUGAAUGAAAUCCUGUAAUGUAAAUAAAAUGUAAAGAGAUGUAUAGUGAAUCAUAGAACUGCCAAUCAGAAAAAAAUCCAGAAUGAUUAACGCUACCACUACUUCUAAUCCUCUAAAGACAAAUGUGUGUAGUAUUAUUCAACUAAAUUGAAACAAAUUACUAAGCUACAUAAAUGUUUGUAUAUUUUAGACCCUUGUGUACUCAAUAAUUUAUUUAACACUAUACAUCACUGUAUGUAUAAAAUGUAGAUUACAGUGUCUGGGUUAGGAACGUUUGUUUUAAAAAGAAAUUCGUUCCCGUUUCAUAUUCUUACUGUAGUAAAAAAAACCAUUUCCGUUCCUCGUUGUUUUUUUAAAAAACGAACUUGUCCUCGUUCUUCGUUCCUUAAAAAGGAACUCGUUUUAUUAAGUAUUUUUUUUUCCGUGCAACAUGGCUUUACCGAUUUCAUUGUUUUAAUUUUUGCAAACUAUGUUUUCUACCAAAAUAUUGUUCCAAUAGAUAAACGACAAGAGACCUUUUUUGUUGAAUUUUUAAUCUUAUUUGUGAAUAAAAAAGUUUUUUAUAUAUAUCCUGUAGUUAUUUAAAUAAUUGAGGACAACUGAAAAAAAAACGUGUAAAAUAAUACUUUUAUUAUUUUAAAUUUUACUUUUUGUUGUAAUUUUGACAAAAACUUAUAUUUGAGUUUUUUAGACGUGGUAAAAUUUUCAAAAUAUUUAAACCAUUUUUGAUUUAUUUAUAGACAUUUUAAUUUAGUUUGUUAUUAUUAUUAUUAAUGUAAUUUUUAUUUGGUAGAUACUCUGUAGAUAAAUUGUCAAAUUAAACAGAAAUGUUUAAAAAUUCAUUAUUAGUGAUGGUGUACCCGAUGUCAUUCUAGGGAUCAUGGGUCGCUAAUUCACACACGAAUUCUGCAAUCAUUUUGUUUCAAGAAAUAAAAUUGAGUGUAAUGGCAAUGAUUUUUUUUACAUAAGAGUUUCAAAAUCCAAUUCUGACAAAAAUCUUAAAUAUUAUGGCCUUUCAAAACAUGUAUGAUCGAAUUUCGCUCCGAAUCGUUUUUCGUUAACAAUUUUUUAUCGUUGAUUACAGGUAUAAAUUAAAUAACUUUAUGUAUCCUACCUUCCCCACUACCCACCAAUAACAGUGGCCGCACCCGUCCUCAGUAUCAACUUUUUUUUUAAAUUUUUUUUUCUGCUUGUAAACAACCAAAAAAUAUUCGUAGAGAUUUGAAAUUAUUAUUAUAAUAUAGAGUCACGCAUAUUUAAAUUUGUAAUAAAAAGUCUGAGUUGGUAUGGUAAUAAUUUAUAUAACAAUUUGUAUUUAUUUCUAUACAAAUAUAUUUACGUGUAUAUAAAAUAUAAAUAAUUCUAGUAUUCAUAAUAUUUUCUUCCACUCGCAUCAAUAUCUGAUUGCUGUUAUCGAUGUCUGCGAAAAUAGUUAUAUUGCUGUUAUUCAGCGCUCAGAUGACCGUGAUCACCGCAAGUAUCGUGACUUACUUGACUCCGCGGUUAACACAGUGGGAUGGUUCGUCGACCGUAAAGACGCUCUACCACAAGGAUUUGGCAAAUUUCCAAGGUUCACCAGCUACACAUCGAGUGCCAUGUGCUGCGCUCACCGGUACAAGCUUCGACAUACUGAUUCGCAUAUACUGCACAAAACGGACGUGGUCUCCUCGGUCACCGUGCACGAAAAAAUGUACGGAAACUUCUCGACCGUUUCACACUACACGCUGCUUAGAGACUUUUCGACCACUCUGUACUACUCACCGUAUAGAAGCUUCUCGGCUCCCGUGCACGACAAAAUGUACGGAAACUUCUCGGCCGCCAUGCACGAAAAAAUAUACGAAAACUUCUCGACCGCUCUACACAACACGCUGUAUAGAGACUUCUGGUUCGCCAUGCACAAUGAAAUGUACGGAGAGAACAACUGCUCGUGUGGAGACUUCUCGGACACCAUAUACGCCAACCUACAAGCAUGA